Molecule: messenger RNA, 1524 nt
Organism: Hibiscus syriacus
Lineage: Eukaryota; Viridiplantae; Streptophyta; Magnoliopsida; Malvales; Malvaceae
Exons: 4
Coding region: 1-1524 (507 amino acids)
Source: RefSeq, a predicted model, not a curated record
AUGAUAAUUUCCUUUUGGAAUGUAAGAGGAUUAAAUAAUCCUCUUAAACAAGGCCAAGUCCUUCAAAGGGAAGCCAAGAAUAAUGUGGAUAUCCUAUGCUUGAUGGAAACUCGAGUGAAAUUAGAGAAAUCUUAUGAAUUAUUAACUACUUCUUUUGAGAAUUGGAAUGUUCUCACCAAUUAUGAUUUUGUAGUGAAUGGCAGAAUAUGGUUUUUAUGGAGGAAAGGAUUGGAUUUCUCCUUAUGUAAAGCUACCGAUCAAAGUAUCACUGUCAAAGGUCUUUUUAAUGGCGCUCCCUUCAUUAUUACCGCAAUAUAUGGUAGUAAAAUGGAAUCAUUAGAAGAAAACUUUGGAAAGAACUUCGGCAUCUUGAAUCAAAUUACAGUGACCUUCCUUGGCUCCUGGGAGCAUAUUACUCAAGAUCUACAGUUACAAGAACAUCCUUUCUUUGGUCCAACAUUCUUGUGGAGUAACAAACAAAGUGACAAUUUCCUUGCUCGGAAACUUGACAGAGUUCUCAUCAAUCCUAUAUGGUUCGAUUAUUUUCCUCACUCUUCUAUGGAAUUCUUAGCGCCUGGUCCUUCUGAUCAUUGUAUGGAAGUGAUUGAUCUUCACAAAGAGACUCAUUCAAAUAGACCCAAACCAUUUAAAAUCUUCAACUGUUGGACUCUGCAUCCAGAUUUUCUUAACAUUGUUAGUCAAUCAUGGAAUAUGGCAGUGCAAGGCAACCCAAUGAAGUCUUUAUUCUUAAAGCUUAAACAUCUCAAAGAAAGCCUUAAGCAGUUCAAUAAAGACAAUUUCAAUGACAUCUCGGCUCGAACUAGACUAAAAAGAGAAGAACUUGAUAGGCAACAAAUUCUUACCUUAAGAGGUGAUGAUUCCUUGGAGAAAGAACUCGAGUUACAAAGGGAGCUCAAUUCUUUAGCAGAAGCAGAGACGAUGUUCUUAAAACAGAAAGCUAAAUUACAUUGGCUUAAGGAGGGUUCCAAGGAUCCAGAAGUAAAAGAAUGCUCUCCUACAAUUCUUAAAGGUCUUAUGCAACCUAUUUCAUCACUUAUUGACACUGAAGCUCUUGUCAAGGAAGUUACUAGUGAUGAGAUUAAAGAGGUCAUUUUCAGCCAAGGAAAUGACAAGGCUCCCGGACCGGACGGUUUUACUUCUCUUUUUCAAGAAAGCUUGGCCAGUGGAAACCUUGAGUCUGUUAUGGGAGUGAUUAUUGUCUUGGACAUUUUUUAUGAAUAUUCUGGGUUGAAGCUCAACGCAGGUAAAUGUAAGAUUUUCACUGCAGGUAUUUCGGCUCAUAAUCUUGAAUCUAUCAUCAACUAUACUGGUUUCAAACAAGGAAAGCUACCUGUUAGAUACCUCGGGGUACCUCUUGUCACCAGAAAGCUUACCGAUAAAGAUUGCAAAGCUUUGCUAGACAACAUAAAGAGCAGACUUCACCAAUGGUCUAGAAAGAAUUUGAGCUACGCAGGCAGAGUUGAGCUUAUAAAGACAGUUCUCUACAGCGUUGCAAAUUAUUAG